This is a messenger RNA of Scophthalmus maximus (turbot), 2128 nucleotides long. RefSeq names its product harbinger transposase derived 1 (gene harbi1). Lineage: Eukaryota; Metazoa; Chordata; Actinopteri; Pleuronectiformes; Scophthalmidae. The coding region runs from base 140 to 1180 and encodes 346 amino acids. The transcript is spliced from 7 exons. The record is from RefSeq and is a predicted model, not a curated record.
UUCAAACAGAAAACUAUUAUUUAGAUAUUAGAAAAUAAAAGACAUAUUAGAAAAUAAAUUGUGUCGAAUCUGCUACUCUGCGCCGGAAGUUAGGUGUUCCUUUGGCUUGUUGUGGUUGACAAAUGCUGCACGAUUUAGCAUGGCGAUCCCUAUAGCCAUCUUGGACUGUGAUCUACUCCUGCAUGGUCGAGGUCAUAAGACCCUGGACCGCUUUGACCUGGACUCCGUCUCUGACACCAUCCUCCUCACACAGUUUGGCUUCCCCAGAGAGUUCAUUCUGUAUCUUGUGGAAUUGCUAAGAGAUGAUCUCUGUAGACGUACCCUGCGGUCCAGAGCCAUCAGCCCUGAGGUCCAGGUGUUGGCUGCUUUGGGUUUCUACACAUCUGGCUCAUUCCAGACGUCCAUGGGGGAUACUAUAGGGAUCAGUCAGGCAUCCAUGUCGAGAUGUGUGUCCAAUGUGACCAAAGCCCUGGUGGAGAAGGCUCCGCAGUUCAUCACGUUCAACAGGGAUCCCUCCAGCAGGGAACUGACCUUCCAGGAGUUUCAGAGAGUUGCAGGAUUUCCAGGAGUUCUGGGAGUGCUGGACUGUGUUCAGGUGGCUAUCAAAGCUCCAAACAGCGAAGACUCGUCGUACGUGAACAAAAAAGGGUUUCACUCUGUGGCCUGCCAGCUCGUCUGUGACGCCCGAGGACUGUUACUCAGCGCAGAAACCCACUGGCCCGGUGGACUCAAAGACACCGAUGUUCUAGAAAGAUCUGCUCUCCACAAACAGCUGCAGGACUUUGAGAAAGGCUGGCUGCUGGGUGACUGUCGCUACCCACUGAGGAAGUGGUUGAUGACCCCGGUCUACAGCCCAGAAUCCCCUGCAGAGUUUCGAUAUAAUCUGGCCCAUACUGCAACACAUGAGAUAGUGGACAGGACCUUCAGAGCCAUCCAGACCAGAUUCAGAUGUUUAGACGGCACCAAAGGAUACCUGCAGUAUGCUCCAGAGAGGAGUUCGUCCAUCCUGCUGGCCUGCUGUGUCCUCCACAAUGCCUCCCUGCAGUCGGGAUUAGAUGCCUGGACUCUGGAGAGGACAGACCCCCCGGAGCAGCCUGAGAGCCUGGAGCAGAGACCUGAGGACCGCGACAGCCUGGCAGAGGACCUCAGAAGACAGCUCAUACUCAAACACUUCAGCUAAAACACUGGUCUGGGACUUGGACUUGAGCCGGACAGUGUCUCACAGAUCGAAAAACAAACUCAAGUUAUGUUCAUGUUGAGGUCAAAGGGGAUCAGAGAACUGGGAACAGAGAAAAUCACAUCCGAUUUUCCCAAUUUAUGAUUAUCACAAGUCACAUUUAAAGCAAGAAAGUCAAUGGACACAGUGUUGCUGAUGCAGUUUUUUAAUAUUUUGCUGGUUUCUACUCUACUGACUACACUAAGAUAACAUAAUUAUAUAUGGAGGAACAUGCAAGGCACUAUACAACAAACCAAGACAACAUCAUAUCCAAACACAUUUCAAACAAGCGAACCGCCUGGAAAGUGCAGGAUCAUUCUCUCUGGUAGAAUAAUCCAGCAACUCCUGGUGUUUGACAACUAUUCAAACUGUGUGAAGCUACUGUGUCGUCCAGGUUUCUUUACAAGUGGAAAACUUCACCCUCCCUGUAAUUGUUCUUUUUUUUUUUUUUAACCCUCCCCAUUUAAUCCCCCAGAAUCCACAGAUUUUUCUACUAUUUUUUUUUCUUCUCAGUUCCCACUUUCCACAGGUUAAAGUCUUGGACUAUGUCACAAUACAAAAACAAGGCCCUUUAUUUACAACAUCUGCACAUUGAGUUGUCAUUAUUUAUGUACACUGGUGCAUUGAGACUGAUAAGGGUGAGAACCACAGAGUGGUUGAGCAAAGGGGGGCUGCAGUCACGUGACGCUUUUGUUCACGUCCGGCAUAAAACACAAUAUAAAAACAAAAACAAUUUUUUUCUGGAUGUUUUAUAGUCAGAAUUUUUACUCCUCAAGGAUUUGGAUUUGGGACAGUGAAACAUCCGUUUUCUUUUAAUUUGAUGGAAUACCAUGACAUUUUUCUGGGGAGUGUAACUGUUUUUCAAACAUUGUCAAAAUAGUGGUGCGGAUAAUAAAAAUGUCUUUAAAUGUC